AUGCAAGCGGAAUCAAGUACUUCGACCAUGAGCACUGCUCAGAGUGGAGCGGACAGAGGAAGUGGUGUACUGGCUGGAAGCGAGGAUGCACCGGAAGAGCUGCAGAGGAAGGAUAUUCACAACGUACAUCGGGAUCUGGGGAAGCGUCCAAGAACAGAGGAACAAAUUACAGAAACCAGUGGCGAUUCUUUUGCAAAUGUCGAAGGGCCUUCAAGAAAGAGGCAGCGAACUGUUGUGGCAGAAGGAUCGAGCGAGACUGCAGUACAUCCCGAAUUUUUGCCAUCCCCACCGCUGGAACUCAAUUUGCAUAUGGAAGAACAAGACAAAAGAUCAGAGAUCGACGAGGACGAUGAGGACGCGGACGGAGACGAGUCUCUGGUUGAAUCUGAAUUGCAGGGGUUUCUGCUUCCAGGUUCCGGCUCUCAGGAAUCCUUAAUAUCGACAUCGACCAUACGAGGAGUACCCAUAGAGGCUCGUGUAGAGCCAGAGGCGGCUAGCGGGGAUUCAUCUGCUGCGGGCUCUAGUUGUUCGCAAUCACCCGCUCCCGCCUCUCAUGCAGAACCGAUUAAGCAGGGCGAAGUGAUUGAUGUAGAUGCCAUGCCGUCUACGUCCUACGCGUCAUCUUCGAGCUCUGACCCGAUAGCCUCGACCAGCGCACAACUUCCUCAACCGGUGGCGUCGUCUUCUCGUCUCUCUGCUUUUCCCUCCUUUUCUAGCGUUGUGACUGCCCCUCCACAGACGGAAGUGCCCACGAUAGAGCCGCUGUCGGAAUACACUUGUCCAAUAUGUUUCUCACCGCCGACAUAUGCGACGCUCACACCCUGCGGACACGUGUGCUGCGGAGAGUGUUUAUUUGCUGCAGUCAAGACGACGAUGCAGCGUGCCACAUAUUCGGGCGUACUCGGCGAGAGGACGACUGCUCGAUGUCCUGUCUGUCGAGCGGCCAUCCCGGGAUGGGAUGGGAAAGGUGGUGGGGUCAUUGGACUCAAGCCGAGAGCUGUGUUUAGCCUCUGA
This is a messenger RNA of Sparassis crispa, 1014 nucleotides long. RefSeq lists its product as hypothetical. The transcript has 3 exons. Bases 1 to 1014 code for a protein of 337 amino acids. The record is from RefSeq and is a predicted model, not a curated record. Gene Ontology annotation, molecular function: metal ion binding. Lineage: Eukaryota; Fungi; Basidiomycota; Agaricomycetes; Polyporales; Sparassidaceae.